AGAACAGAUCCGCGAGUGGACGACUACUUAUUUCUGAAAGACCUCGCAAAAGAACACUGAAACUUCAAGACACUUCAAGAUUCCAGUCCAGAGAAAUAACUGAAGCUGAACUCUUAGACUGCGCUGAAAAUGGCUGUCAUGCUGAAACCCUGGACCGUCAUCGCUACCCUCCUCUUCUGCGUGCUCCUGUGUCUCGGGACAUUUGUGGACGCCUAUCCGCCCAAACCAGAGAAUCCCGGAGAUGACGCUCCUCCGGAGGAACUCGCCAAAUAUUACACCGCGCUGAGACACUACAUCAACCUCAUCACGAGACAACGGUAUGGAAAAAGGUCCACUUCGGAGGAUUUGAUGGCUGAGUUGCUGUUCGGAGAUGACACAGAGCACAAACAGAGAUCAAGAUAUGAAGACUCUUAUAUGUGGUGAAGUUCAGUGACCCCCGUGUCGCCUGUCCUGAGCUAAGCCCACAUGUGCCUCCCAUAGAAAACCUCCAGACAACUAUAUGAGAGCUAGUCACCAUCAGACAACCUCAUCCACCUCUUUAUUAAAUACAU
Molecule: messenger RNA, 551 nt
Organism: Carassius auratus (goldfish)
Lineage: Eukaryota; Metazoa; Chordata; Actinopteri; Cypriniformes; Cyprinidae
Product: peptide YY-A-like
Exons: 4
Coding region: 130-423 (97 amino acids)
Biological process (GO): feeding behavior; neuropeptide signaling pathway
Cellular component (GO): extracellular region
Molecular function (GO): neuropeptide hormone activity; neuropeptide Y receptor binding
Source: RefSeq, a predicted model, not a curated record